CAUCCGGGGUAGCGUCACAGCUCCCGCCCGUCUGGACCCUGGAAUGCACGCCAAGAAGCGGUGGGGCUGUUAGGCAACUUGAUGAUCUCAACGUCUGACCAAAGAAUCGUUCCGACACCUUUUUGCUCCUUACAACAACCAAUUUUUUCCUCCUUACCGGCAUGAUGAGCGAUAGCGACAGUGACGACUACCUGGUCGAGCAACCACAACUUGCCCCAGAUGACCCCAUGCGCGCAUACGUGCCGUUGUCGUUCGGCAAAACAAGCAAAGAAGCCAAUAUCGCAACCCAAAUAGAAAGGGCGAGGCGACAGGUAGAGACACCAGCAGCGCCAAAGAAAGGCGACCGCAAGAAGGAUGACGAUAGUGACAAUGACAGCGACGAUGAUGAUGACGACUCAGACGACGAUGACUCGGAAGACGAGAGCGAUCGAUUCCCUGUAUCCCACGAACUUGUACUCAAAACACACGAGCGCGCCGUGACGAGCGUAUCCUUGGACCCGGCCGGCGGACGACUUCUUACGGGCUCCCUCGACGGGACAGUCAAGCUUCAUGACUUUUCUGCCAUGACGCCAACAACACUACGGGCCUUUAGGAGCGUCGACCCGUGGGAGAGCAAGAAAUCAUCAGCCACCACCGACUCGCACCCGAUUCAACGCGCCGAGUUCUGCCCUACUUCGGGCAGCCACUUUCUCUGCGUAACAGCGCACCCCCAAGCUAAGAUCAUGUCGAGGGAUGGCGAUAUCUUGACAGAGUUUAUCAAGGGCGACAUGUAUUUACGCGACAUGAAAAACACAAAGGGUCACGUCGGAGAGAUCGCAACAGGCACAUGGCACCCCAGCGACCCCAACCUUUGCGUUACCGCUGGCUCGGAUAGCACCCUAAGAAUUUGGGACGUCAACAACAAGAGAAGCCAGAAGGAGGUGAUUGUUUUCAAGUCGAAAGCCGCGGGAUCGGCUGGACGGACGAGAAUGACAUCGGUGGUAUGGGGUGCCUCUGCCCAGGGGAGCAAUCCGGUUCUUGUGGCGGCCGCUCUGGAUGGUUCGCUGGUCAUGUACAGCGGCAACGGUCCCUUCACGCGACCAGCGGCAGAAAUUCGCGAAGCACAUAAGCCAGACACAUGGACAGGUGGUAUCGACAUUAGCGCAGAUGGAAGAAUGGUGGUCACAAGAGGAGGUGACGGCUUGAUCAAACUAUGGGACACGCGCAAGUUCAAGGAGCCUCUCGUCAAGGUCGAGCACCCGUCAACAUCGGAUCGCUUCCCCAUGACCAACAUCCGAUACUCUCCCGACUCGCGAUCGAUCAUCACCGGUUCCGCGUCUGGGCACCUCCACAUCCUCAACCCGGGCAACCUCAGACCCGAACACGUUACGCCCAUCACGCCCGGCAUCCCAAUCAUCGUCGUCGACUGGCACCCCAAGCUCAACCAGAUCAUCACCGGUUCCGCCAACGCCGAGACUCGCAUCCUCUUCAACCCCGAGAAGUCAUUCCGCGGUGCCGUCGAAGUCAUGUCCCGCGCGCCCAAGAAGCGGCACAUCGACGACGACCCCAACCUCACGAUGGACCAAAGCCUCGGCCUCUCCGCCGACUCCAUCAUCACUCCCGGCGCCGUGGUACAGAAACCAAAGGGGAAGCGCGGCGGCGGCAACGGCAGCGGAACCAGAGGCCCUCAGGUGCAGCAGAUCACGCCCUUUAUGCGCAGCCAGCCGGACGAGAAACACAUCUCGGAGAACAUCCCGCUCAGCAGGAUGUUGCACGAGGAUCCCCGAGAGGCGCUGCUCAAGUAUGCGGAGGUGGCUAAGAAGGAUCCCAUAUUUACCAAGUCUUACAAGGAGACGCAGCCGGUUACGCAGUAUGCGAAUGUUAGUGAGGGAGAGGAGGAUGGGGAGGGACCGGAUCGGAAGAGGGUUAAGAGGUGAUCUCUGGGCCAUAUGAUUAUCUUGUUUAUACGAAUGGGUAUGCAUUGAGGAUAGGAGAUAGACAGUGUUAUCUUUUUUAAAUUUUGAUACCAUGGUAAUGGGUUACAUGAACGAACUGUCGUGGUGCCAUGGGAUACCGCAGGAAUGUCCU
This is a messenger RNA of Neurospora tetraspora, 2067 nucleotides long. RefSeq names its product WD40-repeat-containing domain protein. The record is from RefSeq and is a predicted model, not a curated record. The coding region runs from base 162 to 1916 and encodes 584 amino acids. Gene Ontology annotation, cellular component: nucleus; site of double-strand break. Lineage: Eukaryota; Fungi; Ascomycota; Sordariomycetes; Sordariales; Sordariaceae. The transcript has a single exon. Gene Ontology annotation, molecular function: protein binding.